Molecule: messenger RNA, 735 nt
Organism: Abrus precatorius (Indian licorice)
Lineage: Eukaryota; Viridiplantae; Streptophyta; Magnoliopsida; Fabales; Fabaceae
Product: protein MAIN-LIKE 2-like
Exons: 1
Coding region: 1-735 (244 amino acids)
Biological process (GO): meristem development; meristem maintenance
Source: RefSeq, a predicted model, not a curated record
AUGACUUCAUCUUUAGGACAGAAUAGGAUUAUUCAUCUAGGACCAGAGAAUCCUUCAUUAUUGUGCUUACAGAAUGUUCACGUGUCUGAACAUAUUUGGGAUGGUCGGAAACAUCUCAUUUUGAAGGUUAGGAAGAGUCAGUUUAUUCCAACUGGUUUGGAUGGUGUUCCACAAGAGAUCCUUCCACAUUUGGAGAUUGCGAGAUUUACUAGGAUUGCUCGCGUAUAUCAAUUCCCAUUAGACCUCCCGUUGAUCAUUGCAUUAGUAGAGAGAUGGAGCCUAGAGACACACACUUUUCACUUGCCUCAAGGCGAGUGUACGAUCACUUUGCAAGAUAUAUUCGUGUUGUUAGGGUUACAGAUUGAUGGAAGACCUAUGAUAGCACCUAUUGGAGGUAAUUAUGCUGAUAUUGUUGAGGAGAGUCUCGGGAUUAGACCAUCACGUGAUGCUUUUGUUGGUAGCUUCUUAAAGAUGAGUUGGUUAGACCAACAUUUUACCCAUGUUGCGAUGCAUGCACAGAAUCCUUUACAGAUCACCCGGUUUGUUAGGGCUUACAUGUUGCGGUUAAUUAGGGGUUUUAUAUUAAACGAUCACUCCAGUAGUAGAGUGUCAAUGAGGUACUUACCUCUACUAGAGGACUUUGAUAUUACUGGUGAAUAUAGUUGGGGUCUGCAGUAUUGGGAGUAUUGUAUAGAGAGUUGUGUAUGGCCACCAACAUUGAUCGGCAUGGUUUAG